Bursaphelenchus xylophilus (pine wood nematode) is the source of this 1388-nucleotide messenger RNA. The record is from the annotation of a GenBank genome assembly. NCBI's taxonomy places the organism in Eukaryota, Metazoa, Nematoda, Chromadorea, Rhabditida, Aphelenchoididae.
AUGGGUUUUGUCAGCUUCUAUCUUCUUCCACUCUCUCUGGCUGUCGUAUGCCAAGGAUACAACGUUAACUUUCGCCUUACGGCCAAGUUCCAAGACAACACCGACAUUGACCGGUCGUUGAUCUUGGACCUCACUUCCUCCGAGAUCUUCGUCCUCCGAUCCACCGAGUUCCAGGACAAGUACGGCCGUGACAACGUCUUCAAACCGUCGGCUUCCGACACUUUCGAGAACAUAAGUCAGCCCUUCCAAGUGAACUACACUGGAGAAUACAAUGGGAAAGAUUCCACGGUUCUUGGCUUCCUUGGCAAAGAUAAUGUGACCAUCAUCCUCCACAACGAGGUCGCCAGAUUCGGCGUGGCUCAAAAGAUCACAGCGGAAGAGAUUGUGUUCGGGACCGACGGAUAUCCCAAUGCCGGGAGGAUCGGGUUCUCACGGAACAUUGCGAACGGGUCGUUGGCGGAGAAUCAAUUCCCGCGCGCUCGGAAAUUGUCGUUGGAGGUGGGAGUCAGCCCCAAUAGCAGGUAAGGUUUGCUUGGGCGCUCUGAAGUAGAUAUCAGUCCCGGGGAAGUAGUGAGCACUCUGUCGCAUCGAAAGUCGUAUCGUCACCGAGAAAAUCAAUGGUAUCGGGACAAAAUCAAAUUGCUUUUCACUUCAGCGACGUGAUCGGAGAAACGACACAUCGCUCAUUAUUUUCCCGACAGACUGAUAUUUUCAUAAAGUGCAUUGACUUUUUUGCCUUUUCCGAAGUCGUUGGAAAAAGCUUACGGCAAACUGAUACGUCCUCAAAUCCGCAGCUAGCUUAAAAAUGUUCAAUUUUCAGCGCGGUAAGAACGUCCAUCGGCUUGGGAGACUUCAAUUAUGACCCGAAACGUCUGCGCACCAAAGUCCGUUCCCUGCCACACCCGAACGGCCUCUGGGGCCUGAGUGUUGCAAGGAUCACCAUAGGCAAUGUUGUCAACAUUCGCAACUACAAAGCCGUCAUUACCACAACACUUGAUGGGAUUACCCUUCCAUUCGCCGUGUUCCAACAAGCCAUCCGAACAUUGGGCGCAAAAUACAGCCGUGAAAAUCGUCAUUACACGGUAGAUUGCAACAGAAAUAUCCCGAUCAUAUUGGAGAUCAAUGGCGUUAAAAUUACCAUCCGAUUUGAUGCCAUAAUCGCUCAGUUGGACAAAGUGUGCGUGUUGAAGUUGCGGAGCGUCGCCUCCGCUGAUAAAGUGGUCCUCGGCCUGCCUUUCUUCAUCAACAACGGGAUUGGAUUGGAUUAUGAGUCGGGAGAAAUCCAUCUUUAUGACUCUACGUACGAUGAGGACAGCGUUGCGAUAAACGGUGUGGUUCAGACUGCUAACGGUGCAAGACAAUUCAUCACCACAGAAUUUUUUGAGUAA